Molecule: messenger RNA, 2439 nt
Organism: Monodelphis domestica (gray short-tailed opossum)
Lineage: Eukaryota; Metazoa; Chordata; Mammalia; Didelphimorphia; Didelphidae
Gene: LRRC63
Product: leucine rich repeat containing 63
Molecular function (GO): protein binding
Source: RefSeq, a predicted model, not a curated record
CUAACCUUGUGGCAGGGCGGAGUAGUUGAAGAGGCGGAGAAAUUGGGAUCAGACCAGAAGGACAGGGACUGGGAGCUGCCUAGGAUGGGUUCCUGAAAGGAAGAAGGCAUAUUUGUUUGGAGUCAUCAAGAAGCAAUACUACAUAGUGGUAGUAACUCAUUUGACUGUAGAAGUUCUUGGGAUAGGAGAAACUACUACGACAAAAUGAAAACAAGAAACAGGCCACUGUUAUCGUCAUUACCAUUACUUCUGAGAAACAUAUUGAGAUGUAAUUUUAAUUAGCUGUCUUGGGGUUGCAAUUGGAACAUUUCAGGAUCUCAUCAAUUUUACUUAACCUAGGAGUGGUAAGAACAGAAUUCAAUUUUAAAUAAGAUGUUUACACAGUCACAACUCCUUCGAAGACCUUUGCCUCCAAAGCUCCGCCCUAAACUGCUUUGUCCUAAACCACUUUACCCAAAGAAAGAAAAAAAUCAAUCAGCUAUUACCAAUGAAGUACUCAAGCAACAAGAUCUUCCUAAACCAUCUCUUAGUAAAAUUAUUCCAAAAGAAAUGGAGAAGAAAAUUAUUCCUAGAAAAUUUUUUAAAAGGAGAAAGCAAUCCAAGAUCCAUGUCAAAAAUCUCCUUUUUAAAUGGAAGAUAAAAGGGGAUUUAGACAAGACACCAAAGAAACAUUCAAAUAUUUAUCUACUCAUCUCAAAAGUUAAAGAUAGUUGUGGCAGUCCUAUCUAUAUACCAGUUUGCAGUUGGGGAAAGGAAGAAAGUGUUUCAGAAAAGUCAUAUACAAUAAAAAACUUCUUGAUGGACAGUACUUCAGAAACUUCAGAAACAGAAAAACAUUCAAAAACCAUAUCUUCUAGGUCCCUAACACCUUUAAGUUCCCGAUCAGGACACCUAUCCAGCUACAGAAAAACCAAUAAAGAUGGCAUAACUACCCCAGACUUGGCAUAUGGACCUUUUACAAUGCCCUUUAUGAAUAUGGCAGAAGAGAAAAAUGAAGCUAAAAAUAAAAGUCAGUGGAUUUCUAAAGUGCAACCCUCUCAUGAAAUAAUAAGCAACCAAAUUUUUUCAUUUGAUAAGCUAUUAGUACCAGAAGCAAAAAAGUGUAAUACAACAGCUCUGACAGAAAGUAUCAAAAAAGGAAGGAGGAAAAAAAAAACUGAAUCUAAAUUAUCAUUAGUACCAUCAGAUACAUCAGAUUUACCUACAGACUUACUCACCAAAUUCGAAGAUGAACACCAUGAAGAUAAUGAACUCGCUAUAUAUGGGGAAGGUUUUUUUAGUAGAGAUGCAAUAGAUGUAAAUAAUCCAAAGCUAAACCUUGCUAAAAUAGCUGUUUUAAGAUGCCAUCAAUAUGGAAGAAAUGCACUUAAUUUUAAGGGUUUCUUUAUUGACAAAUGCCCCAAAUUAGACAUUUUGGCUCAUAUAUUGGUAUAUAUUAACUUGUCCUUCAAUAAUUUUACUGAAUUUCCCCAAGAGGUGUUAAUUGUAGAACAUUUACAAGUUCUUGUAAUGAGAAAUAAUCCCAUCAAAGAGCUCUCUCCUAAUAUUAAAGAAUUACAUCACCUUAAAAUAUUCAUCAUUUCCUUCAAUUUGCUAACUUCUCUUCCAAAUGAGUUGUUUUUGUUGUAUGAACUUGAGUUCCUGGAUGUUUCCUACAAUGAAAUUACUUCUAUUCCAAAUGCAAUCGAGUCUCUCAGCUCUCUUAACACUUUGAAUGUUGAUGGGAAUGAAUUGUAUUAUUUGCCACCUGGAAUUUUGAAACUUCACCUGGAGACCUUCAUUGUAGAGAAUAAUUUCAUACACCCUUUGUUGUGGAAAGAGAGCUGUAAAAAUUAUGUUCAAAGCCUCAAGGAUCUGGCUCUCUUGGCCUUUUCCUUCCACCAACUAGAGAAAGUUUAUAAGGAGCUCCCACCUGGAAUUACGGAACAACUUGUCAGCUCUAAUGUUUGUGACUGCUGCAGGGGUCCCAUGUAUGGCCAAGGACUUCGUAUCAUUCGACCUAUUGAUGCUUUUAAUGUUUCAGUUAUUCCUAUCUUGUUUUGUGUCUGCUCUGUAAAAUGCUAUAAUUAUAUACAGCGUAAUGUAACAACUUCCGUAGAUCCGGACCUAUUUUGAUAUUGAGGCUAUGACUUCAUUAAGAAGACCGAAGUUAUGCAGAAAUCAGGAAAUUUUGCAAUCUACAGGUCUUCAUAAUAUCUCUUCAAGAAUCUAACUUUGGGGCAGUAUCUUCAAAUUAUGGACCUUUUCACCUGAAUCAUCGUGAUCCAGGAGUUGUACACAAAUUUAUGAUGAAUAGGAAUCACUGGUUAUUUCUCAAGGAAGAAUUUGUAACAGUUGCUGGAAGAUACAAAGACAAGGACAAUUUUUUUUUCAUUAUGUGCUCUGCAUAAUAAGAAAAAUGUAUUGCAGUCUCUAACAAUAAACAUUUUCUGCAUCUAA